Alligator sinensis (Chinese alligator) is the source of this 3997-nucleotide messenger RNA. RefSeq names its product angiopoietin like 4 (gene ANGPTL4). Gene Ontology annotation, biological process: triglyceride homeostasis. Gene Ontology annotation, molecular function: enzyme inhibitor activity. The record is from RefSeq and is a predicted model, not a curated record. The transcript has 7 exons. Bases 1 to 855 code for a protein of 284 amino acids. NCBI's taxonomy places the organism in Eukaryota, Metazoa, Chordata, Crocodylia, Alligatoridae.
AUGGAGAGCAGCUUCCUGCAGCCGAAGCAGCAGCAGUACAAGCUGGACAAGCAGAGCCUGCAGAUCAAAAGCCUGCAGAGCAAGGACAACAAAACUCAGAGUCCAAAGUGGAGGAUAAACCUAAAGAAAAGCCUCAGCCAUGCCAACCAAAGCCAAAAUGCCAGUAUGGAAUCUGCACAGACACAGAGACUCCCAGUGGACUGCCAACAGCUCUUCCUAGAAGGGGAGAGGAGCAGUGGGGUGUUCCAGAUCCAGCCUCCUGGGGCCCAGCCUUUCAAAGUCCACUGUGACAUGACUGCAGAAGGCGGCUGGACAGUGAUCCAGAGGCGUGUGGAUGGCUCUGUGGAUUUUGACCAGCUUUGGGAAGCCUACAAAAAUGGUUUUGGAGAUCUUAAUGGUGACUUCUGGCUGGGCCUGGAGAAAAUAUAUUGCAUUGUCCAAAACAGAAGAUACAAUCUCUUGAUCGAACUGGAAGACUGGGAAGGAGAAAAGCAGCUCAUUCAAUUCCUCUUUAGCCUUGGAGAGGAGAACACAGCCUACACACUCAGCCUCCUUGGACCUGUGUCUGGAGAGCUAGAAAAUGCUGUUGGGGACUUUAGACAGUUGCCAUUUUCCACACGGGAUCAGGACCAUGAUCUCAAAGCAGACACAAACUGUGCCAAGCACCUAUCAGGAGGCUGGUGGUUCAGCAGCUGUGGCCAUGCCAACCUCAAUGGGAAGUACUUCCGUUCCAUUCCUCGCCAAAGGCAUGAGCGGAAACAGGGAAUCUUCUGGAAGACGUGGAAAGGAAGGUAUUACCCUCUGAAGUCGACCAUCAUGAAAAUCCAACCCACAGAGCUGGAAGCAGAAUCUUAACUUUGCUGCCGCUUAAGACUCGAUCAGUCUUAUUUUUUGUGGAGCACUGAUGGUGAGGCUCCAUCUCUUGUGUUUACAGAAAACAAACAACCCCUCCAGCGAGCGUUCGGAGACGUUCCCUCUCACUAACCACCUGUUAUCUUGUAGAGACUGUGACAUGGAGCAAUGCAGUGACUGGCUUUUGUAGGUCAAACAAUUUGGGGCUAAAGGCCUGAAAGGAUGGGAGCUUCCAGAACUGGGGGGUAGUCCUUGGCAGGGAAUAAUGCAUCUAAUGCAGGGGUUAGCAACAUUUUUUGGGCUGAAUGCCAAAAAACCCCCUGCAACCUGGACUUGGAAGAUGUUGGCAUGCCAGAGGUGGACAGUGAGGGAGUUGUGAGGGGCCGGAUCCUUACUUUGGGGGUGCAGCCCUGGCCGCUUCCCCACUGCGCUCUCCAAGGUGCGCAUGGAGCCUCUGCCAGCUACAAGCCGGGCCAGGGCUCCGGACCCCAAAAGAGAUGCUCUGAAACAGAUGCCCACUCCCUGCCAUCCUGUCAAUUGAAAGGGCUGGGAGGGAACUUGUGGCAGUACCUUGGCAGCUGCCAGGGCAGCCUGGGUGGCUGGAGGUGCCUUUCCUGGGGGGUUCCCAGCUCAGCAGGGCCAUGCAGCACCACCACCCGCUUAUGGGGUGUGGGAGCCCACUGCCUCCAGGGCUCUCUGAGGCUCCUGAACUUCCAAGCUGGACCCCACCAGAUACCCACAAUGGACCCGGCAUGGCAGUGGACAGCUGUUGCCAGCUUCCCUUUCCUCAGCCGCGUCCCAUUUUCCCAGCAGCUUCUGGGAAAUCGCUUCACUCUGGGCACCAGGAGAGCUCUGGGUUGGGCAGCCGGGAUAAAACAGGUGUGGGCAGGCGCAGCAGCUGGGCAAGGAGUGCCAGGGGGCAUGGCGGGUGAUGGGGAGUGCAGUAGCAUGCAGCCCAGGCUCGGGGUGGGGGGUAGUCUGGGUGGGGCAGACACUUACCAUAGGACAUAGUACAUAGGGGCAGGCAGGGGGUGCGCUGCAUGCAGCCUCCCACUCACGUCUGCAGCUGCUGCUAGCCUAUAGCUCCCUCCCACGGGGCAGUCGGGUUGCACAUUGCUCUGUGGUGGCAGGGUCAGGGCAGGCAAGUGCUUCAGCAACUGCUCGCAGAAGGGCUCAUUGUCAGGGGCACAGAACCACAACUACUGGCCCCUAGCCUGGCUCGGCAGUCCCUGGUCCUUUCCAUGGGGCUCCUGGCCAUCUGUGCCACUUGCUCUGGCUUCCAGCCUGAGCAGGGGUGCAGGUGGUGCCAUGGCUCAGCCUCUGGCCCCAGGGGUGGUAGAUGUGGAGGGAGUUGGCUCCACCGCCUCUGCAGCUCAGGGAGUCUGUGGCUUGGCCCGACGCAGCCCCAGGCCGCUCUCCCUACACCCCCCCACCUCUAGGUGCUACCAGCAUGGGCUGCUGUUGUGGCAGGUCCCUGUCUCUGCUAAAUGGAGGAGGAAAAGGGUAGGAUCGGAGAUGCCUCCCAGCUGCCUGCCACAGGCAGCCUGUGCUCUGGGCAGCUGCUACUUGCCAUAGAGCCUGGGCUGCUCACAGCAGGGCUGCCAGCCUUCCUGCCACCUGCUGCAAGCAGCCUGGGCUCCAUGGCUACUGGCUGCUCCCCAGAGCCUGGGCCAGCUGUGGCUUGCCAAGCAAAAUGGCCUCAUGUGCCAUGCUCUGGCACACGUGCCAGGCGUUGCCAACCCAAUGUAGUGCAUGCAACUGAGGUAGAAGUUGCAGACUUCCUACUGUUGCCAGGAGUUAAUGAUGCGCAGAGCUUUCUGUCCUGUUUGAUUAGCUGCAUUUGCUCCUACAGCUGGCUUGAUGAGCUUACUGUCCCUGCACAGAAGCCAGGAAAAGGUGAGGUGCAUGGGGGAGUGUUCUUUCACCUUGAUCAAAGCAGUAUGGCACGGGGACCCUUGUGGCCCUUAUUCCUUUCCUUGCACUGCUACCAGAAACUGAAGAUGCAUCCAUUCUCUCCAGAACAGCUGGGAAGAGAUUUUCCUCUCUCCCAUACUACCAUGCAACUGAGCUGUGGUAGCUGGAGAAGAGGGUAGCACAUAUGACUCGUAUCUGGUAUCUCACUUCUAAUGACUCCCUGCCCUGCUGUGUAGGGGCCUCCUUUCUGUCAAACAUCCCUUCUUCCAUUUUCUUCCAUAGAGAAGGUUCUCAAGACCCACACUGAGGAAGGGGAGCCCAGGUCACCUAGGUUCUGCACUCUGAAAGGUCAUCAGAGACUUAACUAAGUUUGAACAUACUUGGGUAGUUGGAGGAAAAAGUGGCAUUACUGGGAGAGAUGCUAUGGCCUGUUGCACAGGAAGUCAGACAAGAUCAUAGAAGUUCCUUCUGGCUUUGGUCUAGGACCAGUGAACUCCAUCUGGAGCCCAUUGCUACUGCUCUGAGAUGCCUAGAGUGCCUUGGAGCACAGAAUGCCCUUGAUGCCCCCUGGGGCAAGGGACCAAUCCUGCCUCUCCAACCUGAAUCCUCGGACUGGGAUAUACUGGCCUAAUAACCUUAAUCCCGAUUUUUUUUUUUUUUCCUUAGAAGGCUCCCGAAUCCCUUUGUGUAAAGAGGAUACUGUUGCCCUGCUGUAACCUGUAAGCAGUUUGCUCUAGAAAGCAAGAGAGAGUAGGGUUCCCUCAGGUGGCAGAACCAGCAAGGAGAGUAGCAUUAGUCUCAACAAGUGUAUCCCAUAAAUACUGCAAAUGUUUCCAGUAUUUUUAUAUUGAAAUUUGGGGACAUGUUUUAAAGAAAGGGUACAGGAAGGUUGCCUAAUCUCUGGUGACCACAGGUAAAACCAUAAUUAUUGAAAAGCUGUUACAGGCCAAGUUUCCAUCUUGGGAGUUCCCAAGCAUCCAGCCCUAUUUAAGUCAUAUUGACUGACUCUUGCUAGAGCUCUUUAGCUGCUGAAUAUUGUAAAUAGUGGUUUGUAGAAUGCUGGAUCUUUUUAAUGAAUUUGCUGUUUAAUUUGUUUCUAUAUUUAAAUGCAGUGUUUAAUAAAAAUGUGGUGUAAUUUAUAAAUGUUGACUUUGGAAAAACAGUAGUAGUUUGUGUAUUUUCCACUUUUUGUACUAAAAAUCUGACUUUUUCUGAAUAAAAACAAACCUGU